UUGUAAUAUGAGAGGGAAAGUAUAUAAGCGGAGGGAGUGGUUCGACAAAAAAAUUCAAAUAAUAUAAUCAAAAUUUACCAGUUGAACCUCAAUGGACCAGAGAAACGGAGAACGCCGGGGAAAACCGCCGGAACUUCACCGGAACUCUCAUCCUCCGCCGGCGCCGCCGAAUUGGCCUUCCGAUGACUCCGUUGACAAUCACAGAAGAAACUUUUCCGGCGACGGCAACCACCACAAUCGCCGGCAACAUCACCAUCGGAACCCUAAUGCCGAGCUGAAUUUCAGUGGUUCACGUAAAAGGCCUAUCGAUCAAACAAAUUCUGACUCUCCUGGUUGUGGCAGUUUCGUGAAACUCUAUGUUGUAGGAGUUCCAAGACCAGCCGAAGAAGAAGAUGUUCGGUCUAUUUUUGCUGAACAUGGGCACAUUGUUGAGUAUGUUCGUCUCAUAGAUAAAAACACUCGUAUGAGGAAAGAAUGCUGUUUUGUGAAGUAUAGAACAAUAGAGGAAGCUAAUAGGGCUAUUGUAGCAUUCAAUGGUCGAUAUACUUUCCCUGGGGGCGAGUCUCCCUUAGAAGUUAGGUACGCUGAUGGGGAACGAGAACGUUGUGGAAUCUUGCCUGAAGCUGAACACAUGCAGAAACUUUUUGUUCAUGGUCUGAGAAAACAAGCUUCCAAACAGGAAAUUGAACAUGUAUUUUCUCCAUAUGGGAUUGUUGAAGAAGUAUUCUUUAUUGUUGAUGAACUAAAACAAUUCCGUGGAUGUGUUUUUGUCAGAUUUGCUUGUAGAGACAUGGCAGCUGCAGCAAUGAAUGCACUACAUGGCACCUAUGUAAAUGAAAUAUGUGAACGUCCGUUGAUUAUCCGAUUUGCUGCUCCUAAGAAGCCCAAGAUGGGAGAAUCGAGGGUGCCGUUCCAUAUGAAUGAGCGAUUCAAUGGGAAUAUGACAGCUAACCAGUCUAACUACCAGAGUCCAAAUCAGACUCCAAAUAACAAAAGCAAUCCUCACACAGUUUUCAGCACUCAUGUUGGAUCAGAUAAUGUUUUGCCAUCAGCUGCGUCUUCUAUUAAUGCAAAAUCUUUAGAUGCUGAGAUGCUGGAGUCUAUAGAUUGUGAAUGGAGUGACCAUAUCUGUCCUGACGGAAACUUAUAUUAUUAUAACUGUGUAACGUGUGAAAGCAGGUGGGAGAAGCCAGAGGAGUUUGCACUUUAUGAAAAGAAAUUAGAAGAGCUAGAUCGACAGCAAGAGGAUCAGCACAAUUUAAGACUUCCAGUCCAUAAUACUCCAGAAGUUUCUCAAAUGCGUCAGGAACUCGAAACAGCAAGUUCAACGGUUCCUAUGGCUUGCGUCUAAACGUUGCUCUUCAUUUUUGAAGUUAUUAGAACUAACGGGUCGGUUGGUAGAGUAUGAUUAAAACUACUGCAUAUAUUAGUUUCAAGCGGUACUACUGUAAGCAUUAUUAACACGCGCUAUUCAAUAUUAUUCUUAUACAAUCUAGGGGUCAUUUGGUAGAGUGCAUUGAAAAACUAUUAGUAUCUUGUUUGGUAUAUUUUUUCAUUCUAUGUAUUACUAAUAUACUCUAUUGUGUAUUGAGGUGCAUACUACUAAUACCUCAGAAUCUAUGAUAUUAACAAUGCAACGGGUCCAAUGUAUUCAAUGUAUGCAUUAUCAUGAUUAAUGACACUAUUAUUCCUCAAAAAUUUUCCA
Molecule: messenger RNA, 1705 nt
Organism: Capsicum annuum
Lineage: Eukaryota; Viridiplantae; Streptophyta; Magnoliopsida; Solanales; Solanaceae
Product: flowering time control protein FCA
Exons: 13
Coding region: 92-1351 (419 amino acids)
Cellular component (GO): ribonucleoprotein complex; cytoplasm; nucleus
Molecular function (GO): protein binding; mRNA binding
Source: RefSeq, a predicted model, not a curated record